ACAGUGAUCUGGGAGGAGAGAGGGGAAAAUGUGCGUCCACGUUGGAAUCUGAAUCACUUUCCUGGAUGCUGUUUUCCUCUGUCUCCACAUUCUCUGGGCCCCAUAAAGUGAAACCAAACAUCUGGAGCCAAACUAAACGUACGCACAUUUCCAGAGAAGAGCGUGUUUUAUGUUGCGGCGCAUGUGUCUCAUGUUAUGGAGUGUGCACAUCAUGAGUGGGUGGGCCAGAGAUGAUUGUUUAAACCCAGCCCUCCGCUUGGUCACAGCUGCCUUUGACUCUGCUUCUCCUUCACUUUUUCAUCCAUUCGCUUGAAGCACUGAACGAGUGCAAACAGUCAGCAGGGGGAGAGCCAGAAAACGAGAGGAGACACGUGCGAGCAGAGAGCAGGGACUGGAGUUAUCCAGGACAUACUCUGCAUCUGCAGUUGAAGCUGUGACCAUACACCAGACCAAGAGGAGAGCAGCAACUGACCUGAGUGCAGCCGGACAGGUUGAGGUGGAGGAGAUUGUGGCAGCCCUUCCCAGUGGUCAGACCAACCCUGCAGAACUGAGGAUGCAUAUGACCUCCAGUCUCCUCUUCGCCUCCCUGCUCCUCCUCCUGCUCCCGAGCAUCGACAUGAAAAGGUCGGGAAAGGGAAGAGGCCUCAAAGGAGCACGACACAAACUCACAGGCAGCCGGGUCAGAAGCAAUGGGCGUCACAGCAGAUCAGGCGCCCACAGGCUUCUGUCAGGCAACUGCUCCGAGUCAGCAGAAUCUGGAGACGUCUUUGUGGACUGUCAGGAACGAGGUCUGACCUCCGUUCCCAAUGCCCAAACCUGGUCCAGAGCACCCAAGCACCUCCUUCUAGCCAGCAACCGUAUCAAAGUCCUACGUGAGGGGACCUUCUUUGGAUAUGAGAGAUUAACUACUCUGGACCUGCAGCAGAACCAGAUCUCUUCAAUUGAGGAUGGGGCCUUCCAGGGCCUGGAAAAUCUGAAAACCCUUCUGCUGCAGCACAAUCGUCUGGAAACGCUUAACGAGGAGGCCCUCAUCCCCAUGCCAAACCUCCGCUACCUGCGUUUACACCAUAAUCCCUGGAAUUGUCUGUGCUCGAUGGACGGUCUUAUAAUCACCCUUCAGGUCCCAAGCAACCGUAAUUUAGGAAACCAUGCCAGGUGUGCAGCGCCCGUCAGGCUGAAAGACAGGAAGCUGAAGCAGAUUGAUCCUGAGUUACUCUGUAAGGCGUCGACCGGUUUCCCACAGGACGACACCCCCGGCCCAUUGGUGCCGGUUCCAUUUCGCAGCAAACCAGACAUCACCACAUCUUGCCACACCUACCACUUCCCCCAAAUACGAAUUGACUGCAGCAAGCGAGGUCUGACCGAGGUGCCGACAGGUAUCGCAGAGGACGUUGUUCGCAUUGAUCUGUCAAACAAUUUAAUCCGUCAUCUCAAAGCCAAAGACUUCCAAGCAGCGAGGAGCCUCAGAUUCCUGAACAUUAGUCACAACAACAUAGAGCACAUCGACACAGGGUCCCUGUCUGGGCUGCUGCACCUCCAUGAGCUGGACUUGUCACACAACAGCCUCCAUUUUAUCAAGUACGGGGUUCUCGAAGACCUUUACUUCCUGUCAGAGCUAAAACUGGGAGAGAACCCUUGGGUGUGUGACUACAGCAUCCACUACAUGGUGUACUGGCUGCGUCUGCACCCAAGAGUGAGGCAAUCUGGCCUCAUCUGUCGCUCCCCUCCUGAACAUACGGGGGAACGGGUGGAGGCCUAUGUGAAAUCCUACUACAUAGUGUGUCCAAAGGACAGACAGAGCAGCAGAACAGACCGAGAACAAACAGACCCUGCGCUUUGGCCCUCACCGAUGGAGGCGCAAGGAGAGCUGGAGGAGGAGGAGCUGGAGCCCAGCCACUUGAGGGUUCCGCAGAAAUACACAAUCUUCAGACUGUCCUGAAAAUAAAACCUGGACCCUGAUUGUUUUUGUUUUCCCCUUCCUAUCGUUUCCUUUCAUUAUAUUAUAAAACAGUCUGUAUCAGAUGGAGAAACGAUAUUUUUCAGUGCUGCUUUUAUGUGUCGUCAGUGUUGUGUAAUCCAAAUAUAAGAUUUGUCAACUUA
Messenger RNA from Pleuronectes platessa (European plaice), 2100 nucleotides. Its product is annotated as leucine-rich repeat-containing protein 17. The transcript is spliced from 7 exons. Gene Ontology annotation, molecular function: protein binding. The coding region runs from base 554 to 1939 and encodes 461 amino acids. The record is from RefSeq and is a predicted model, not a curated record. Lineage: Eukaryota; Metazoa; Chordata; Actinopteri; Pleuronectiformes; Pleuronectidae.